Molecule: messenger RNA, 2165 nt
Organism: Lineus longissimus
Lineage: Eukaryota; Metazoa; Nemertea; Pilidiophora; Heteronemertea; Lineidae
Product: tRNA (cytidine(32)/guanosine(34)-2'-O)-methyltransferase-like
Exons: 11
Coding region: 717-1589 (290 amino acids)
Biological process (GO): cytoplasmic translation; tRNA methylation
Cellular component (GO): cytoplasm
Molecular function (GO): tRNA methyltransferase activity
Source: RefSeq, a predicted model, not a curated record
CAUUACGCCUCGUUUUGAUCGGAGCGGUCUUGGUAUCGUAACCAAUGACCGCCUGGGUAGGUAUAAAAUUCUGAAUUUUAGCAGACGAAUUAUUUUCACCAAGAAGCAACGACUCAGCCCCACAAAACAAUGUCAAGAACACGAGAUUUUGAAGUAUUCCCCGAUAUAUUGGGAUUUGUGAAGUAGGGAGGAUACCCGAGGACUCUUUCGAGGUCGUCAGUCAGGAUUCAGAAGAGGUCAAAGACGAGGAAAUGGUAGAAAUCGAGCAAGCAGACUGGGAAUUCCCUUGCUGCGUGACGUCAUCUUCACAAGCAACAAUAUGGCGGAGUUCCGGACACCAGGCUGGAUCAUUCUUUGACGAAAACGGAACAUAUAUACCUUUCAAAUCGUAUUUAAUUUGUUUAAUUUUGAAACCUUUUAGAAUAGAAAUUAAUACCUCGCUGUCGGUCAUUGGUUGUAUAAUCAAGACCGCUCGGGUAGACCUCAAAUUACGUCCAAAACCCUCGGCGAAGCGCCUCGGGUUUUGGACUGCAUUUUCGGUCUACCCGAGCGGUCUUGAUUAUACAACCAAUGACCGCCAGCUCGGUAUUAAUUCCUUAAACAAACACCGUCAUUGUGAGGAAAUUAGAAUAAAUAUUAUGGGAUGUGCCACGUUUCGAGAGAAGUUGUGCACUGUAAUAACUUGAUUGAUCUCCUGAGCUUUUAGAAUUGGAGUGAUGGGAAAAUCUUCCAAGGAUAAGCGUGAUGUUUAUUAUCGCCGGGCAAAGGAAGAGGGGUGGAGAGCCAGAAGUGCCUUCAAGCUUCUCCAGAUUGAUGAGGAAUUUGGCAUCUUUAAAGGUGUAAAAAAAGUGGUUGACCUCUGUGCUGCCCCAGGAAGUUGGAGUCAAGUCUUAUCAAGAAAACUAAGGGGUGAAGAUGGUAAAAAUGAUGCCAAGAUAUUAGCUGUUGAUCUGCAGGCUAUGGCCCCCAUUCCUGGAGUGAUAACAAUACAAGGAGACAUCACUAAGGUAUCCACGGCCCAUCAGAUUAUUGAUCAUUUUGAUGGCAACCAGGCUGACCUUGUUGUCUGUGACGGCGCCCCUGAUGUUACAGGCUUACAUGACAUUGAUGAAUACAUCCAAGCACAGCUACUACUUGCAGCACUGAAUAUAACAACUCAUGUCCUGAAACCCAGUGGCACGCUUGUAGCAAAAAUAUUCAGAGGAAAAGAUGCGACGCUCUUGUAUUCCCAAUUGAAGGUUUUUUUCCCCUUUGUUACAAUUGCUAAACCAAGGAGCAGUCGCAAUUCAAGUAUCGAAUCGUUUGUUGUAUGUCAGAACUAUUCUCCACCACAAGGUUACAUUCCUAAUAUGUCUAAUCCUCUCUUGGAUAAUCAUUACGAUAUUGAUUUCAACCAACUUGAAGGGCCCAAUCGUAUAAUUGUACCCUUCCUUGCAUGUGGUGAUUUGAGUGCAUUCGACUCAGAUAAGACAUACCCUUUUGAGCUGAACAAUGAGAGAGUAUAUACAUACCAUGCCCCCAACCAGAUGCCAAUAGACCCACCGUACAAGGAGGCAUGUGAACGAAAACGUAUGGAUCAGUUGUCAUAGCCUGUGCCCGGCAUUAGUGCUGCAUGUGAAAUUAGUUUUUCAAAAAGGGAAUCGUGUAGGUUGGAACUUUCAGUGAACCUGAUGAUGGUAAUAUUGUGACAGCAACAGGACAUAAAAGAAGUAAAAGUAUAAAAAACGUGACAGAAAGAAAAGUUAGAACUGAUUAAAUGUAAUUAUUGAAACUAUUACUAAUAAUUAUAUCCACUCGAUGCAUGUACACAUUUCGUUGCAACUUAUUGUACGAGUCUUGGUCUUGAACCCCUCAGAAAAAAGUCAUGAUGACUGUCCCGACAUAUGCAGUGAAAUAUUAGAGAGUUUGACUUCACCUUGGUUUUGAUUUCGAUUAAUCAACAAAUAUACAGGUCCAUGUAUACGCCAGCCCUCAUACUUAUGAGCUACAUUUUGAAGGCACACUAUUGAUCUGAAACUCAUUUUUCUACCAGAACCCUACCUGUGACAAAAAAGAUAACAUGCUCAAGGUGUAAAUUUAAAUUCUGCAUCAAAUCUGAUGUGAAUGGUUUUGAAGUCAGAGCGGAAUAAACAAUAAAGAAAAAGUAUGUUUUUGUAGCCCUAAAA